AUGCUUCGCUCCACAAUCAGAAUCACUCUAUUGAAAUCUGCCAGAGGGAGACUGUCUUUGCAACUUAGGCGAUGUAAUUCAACUUCGAGGACAAGCGAUGAACAGCCAGCUUCCAACAGAACUGACAAUAAACUUGAUUUACAUCCAGCUAAUGAUAGCAACUCUCUAUAUGGUGCUUUGAAAGAUAUUUCUCCUGAAGAUAUACAGGGUCAACUGUCUAGUCUAUCAGCUUUUGGUGUUCUCGCCGACGCAGAAACUUAUGGGAUGUUAGUUCGUUCAGAAUCGCAAUCUAAUGUCGAGUCUCCAAAAAAGAUCAGAGUUAUUGAUCGUGAAGACUUGUUACAAGGAAAGUAUUCCUCUCAAGAUGGAGAGUCGGAGACUUUUGAAUCACGAUAUUUACCUCAAACAUUAAUGGGAAAGUUCAACUCUAACCAAGUACAGCUACCCCAUGAAAUUUCCAAAACCAUUAGAAACAAUAUUAUUAAAACUUACCCCCAUAUCAACGUUAUAAGACAGACUGCUGCCAAAAUGUUUAUAGAAAUGAGUGAAACUGGAUUACAUGUUAUUCCAAGAACCAGGCAUGAAGUGGAUACUCAUAUUGCAACGGUGUUUUUGCAGAACUACGCCUCUGCUUAUCAAGUUUUAUCGGAACUUAAAAGCAAGGUUGAACAAGACGGUAAAGAGUUCAAUCCUAUCAAAGUCCUAGAUGUAGGUUACGGGCCAUCUACUGGUAUAUUAGCAUUGAAUGAACUAUUGGGAGAUCAAUACUACCCAGAAGUCAAACAUUCCUUUAUUGUUGGAAACAGCAAGGGAGUGAAAGAAAUGAAGGAUAGGGCUAAAAUCUUGCUAAGUAGACAGCUUAAUGAGAUCGCUAUAGAUAAAUUAUCCCCUGAGCAGCAAAGGGAGUUAACCAAAGAAGAGUCAGUACCGGAAGAUGUUGAUGAAUAUGCAAAUGACGAAGAUUCAAAAUUCAACAAAAGAGAGAGGAAAAGAAGAGAAAGAUAUGCUGAUGAAGAAGAUAAUAUUGGACCAGUAGACACUAAUAGACUCAAGAUUCGCACCAAAUUUAUAGAUUCAAUCAGCAGCUCUCGUCGGUAUGAUUUGAUUAUUGCCACUCAUCAGCUCCUCAAAGAUUCCACUCGUUUCCCUUAUGGAAUUGAUGAUACUAUUCAAGAAUUGUUAUCAGUUUUGGAGCCUGAUGGACAUUUGCUAAUUAUUGAAAGAGGUAAUCCAUUAGGUUUUGAAUCUAUCGCUAGAGCCAGACAAAUCAUGAUCCGUCCUGAAAACUAUUCGCCUUACGAAUAUGGUAAGAUUCCAAGACCUUGGAUCCGUGGGUCUUCUAUCAAGCCUCAAAGAAACCAACACUUAUACGAAAUUUCUGAAGAAGAUUCAAAACUCAGCGAGCAAUUGAACGAAAAAUUUGGGGAAGUUCAAGAAGAGGAUCUAGAGUUUGGAAAAGGAAUUGCAGACAAUUUUGAUCUCGUUGAAAUCAAAACUGAUGGAUCGCUUCCUGCAGCCCACUCAGAUUUCUAUUUGUCUGUCGUUGCUCCAUAUCCUCAUCAUUUGAAAUGUCCUUUCCAGAUGCAUAAUCCAAAGUAUUAUGAUUAUCCUAAGGGCUCCAACUUAAAUUUCCUAACAUUUGGUGUUUCUGUUUCCAGACCUAAAUAUGCUCUAGAAUUCAAAAGCGGAUCAAUAUUAUCAGGAAAAUGGGAAAGUGAGAAGUCCGGUAAAGCUGCUAAGGGCGCUGUUGGUGCCGGUAGCGGAAGACCAAAUGGUAAGAACUAUGAAAGUGUGAACUUUAAUUACUUAGUUAUGAAAAGAUCCAGAAUGGACCGCAAGACCAUAUCUAAAAUUGAGGCUGAACGUGAUAGAGUCAAUGAAGUUACUGGGCGUAUUAAGGAAGCUGAAGAAUCUGGAGAUACAAAUUUGAAGCAAAAAAUUAUUGACUCUGAAUUGGAUCGCCUUGAUGAUAAAGUUUCUGGGGACUCUUCCCAGUGGGCCAGAAUUGUUAAGCCUCCAUUGAAGCGCAAAGGGCAUGUCAUUUUCCUUGUGAUUACCGUUGGAGGUAAUGUUGAAAAAUGGAUAGUUCCAAGAUCCAUGGGUAAGGACAUUUACCAUGAUGCUAGAAAAGCACAAAAAGGUGAUAGUUGGGCACAUGGUUGCAAAACCAAAAUAGUUUUAUUGGCUGGUGAUGAGGCAAAAGGUGUUAAAGGAAGUCAAUGGGAAAAAUAUCAUGAUUUAUUCAAGAGAUAUGAAAUGAUGGAGAAGAAGGAGAACAAGAGAUUGAAAAAAGAGGCUAGAUUAUCUGAAAAAAAGAAACAAGAUGAAUCGAGAAGAAAUGGACUGGAACAUUAUAUGAAGGAGCAUUAUGAGGAGUAA
This is a messenger RNA of Saccharomycopsis crataegensis, 2379 nucleotides long. RefSeq names its product tRNA methyltransferase RSM22 (gene RSM22). The coding region runs from base 1 to 2379 and encodes 792 amino acids. Gene Ontology annotation, molecular function: methyltransferase activity; structural constituent of ribosome. Lineage: Eukaryota; Fungi; Ascomycota; Saccharomycetes; Ascoideales; Saccharomycopsidaceae. Gene Ontology annotation, cellular component: mitochondrial small ribosomal subunit. The record is from RefSeq and is a predicted model, not a curated record. The transcript has a single exon. Gene Ontology annotation, biological process: translation.